Molecule: messenger RNA, 1632 nt
Organism: Phlebotomus papatasi
Lineage: Eukaryota; Metazoa; Arthropoda; Insecta; Diptera; Psychodidae
Product: zinc metalloproteinase nas-4-like
Exons: 1
Coding region: 806-1588 (260 amino acids)
Biological process (GO): proteolysis
Molecular function (GO): zinc ion binding; metalloendopeptidase activity
Source: RefSeq, a predicted model, not a curated record
UAUGGUUUUCCAAUAAAAUAAAUUUAUAUAUUGCUACUUCUAAAUUACAAUGGGCCAACUCAUUUUGAGCAAAUUUUUCAACAGCAUGAAUGUUUCAAUUUUGUGUAAAUAAUUUACUUCAAUUUUUGGUUUGGACAAAAACAAUUUAUUUCUCAUCGAUUCUGAGCAUUGAUUAUACAAAUCGAAAUUUUCAUGUCUUUAUUUUUCAAAAUAUUUUUUUCUGUCUUGGCUCCAUGUUACUCCUAAAAUGAUGGGCAAAUUUUCCUGGAAUAAGGGAUCCACUUGCUUAAGUUAGUCAUCAUUUGCAUCAUUUGGUACUAUCAAGAAAUUUUGUUCGCCAGUUUGUUAGAAAUAAAAUGCACAAGUGCACUAGUGCAUUGUGUAGUUUAUAUCCGUUAUUUAUUGAUUAUUUGUCUUUUAUGUUAGUGCUAGUGUGGUUUUUUUAAAUUAUAUUGUUGAACAAUGAGUCGAAAUGGGCAUAUGGACUGAGACCUGAGUAAGGGGAUUUAAAGUGGGGAACAAAAAAAGUGCACUAAGUAAUUUCUCUAUAAGAAUGCCAAGGGUAUUUUCAGAUACACAAGGAAUUACAAUGGGCUGAUGUAGGAUAUUGUUUUUAGGAAAGUAAACAGCAUUUUAUUGUCAACAAGAUAACCCGUUGAUGUCUACAUUGAUGAUCUUGUUAAAAGCAGUUGAUGGAUUGAUUUACACAAAAGCUCUAUCUUCUCUAAUCAUGGUGAUAAAGGUGGAAGAAAUUGGUAUAAAAGCUGAUGGAUAUUAGAAAAUAUUAGUAAAUAUUCCGUGGACAAUGAAGUCAAUUCUAGUAGUGUUUGCUCUUCUGGCGCUUGCCUGGGCUAGCCCCUUCGCGAGGGAAAAUGUUUCAGAGCAGCCCACUGAAGAAAUGGGUGACUUCUUUGAAGGAGACAUGGAGCUUACGGAAUCGCAGAGAAGGACUUUUUUUGAGGGCAUGAUUGAUAGUCGCACAGGACUUCUGAACACUAACUAUCGCUGGCCAAGCAACACCCUCAUCUAUGACUUUGCAAGCAAUGUCAAUCAGGCUCAAAGAGACUAUAUUGAAUCUGGAUUGAAGUCAAUCGCCGAUAAUACUUGCAUUAGGUUUGCUAGACGUACAAAUCAGGCUGAUUAUGUCCUUGUUACAACGGAUGCUACUGGAUGUUCAUCAUAUGUUGGAAGAAUUCGGGGUAUGCAGACACUCAAGUUGGCACCGAAUGUUCCUGGCUCAGGAUGCUUCCGCUUUGGCACCAUUGUCCACGAAUUUAUUCACGCUCUGGGCUUCCAUCAUGCCCAGACAGCUUAUAAUCGUGAUGAAUAUGUGAUCAUUAAAUGGGAAAACAUUGAACGCGGAAAGGAGGGCAAUUUCAACCUCAGAGAUCGCACUACAACAACUAUGUUUGAUUUGGACUAUGACUAUGGAAGUGUUAUGCACUACAGCGGUACGGCUUUCAGCACAAAUGGACAACCAACAAUUGUUCCUUUGGAUCCAACGGCGACCAUUGGGCAGAGAGUAGGAAUGAGUGAACUUGAUAUCAAGCGACUCAACAGAAUGUACAACUGCCCAGGGAGUCAAUAAAUAUGUAUAAAGAAACAAAUAAAAUUGCAAGAAUAUGCUUUAGC